Molecule: messenger RNA, 935 nt
Organism: Maniola jurtina (meadow brown)
Lineage: Eukaryota; Metazoa; Arthropoda; Insecta; Lepidoptera; Nymphalidae
Exons: 4
Coding region: 129-935 (268 amino acids)
Source: RefSeq, a predicted model, not a curated record
GCGUUGCACGGUGUCACGAAUUUGCAUAAAAAAUCUGGUUUACAAAAAAAGUGCGUGAAGUGCCAGUGUUGUGGUUUAUAACGUAAGUUAGUUUGUGUCUUGGAAAUUGCAAGGUUAUAGGACCUAUCAUGAUGAUUCUCAAGUUGGCUGCAUUCCAAAUAAUCAUCGUUGCUUUAACCGCUGCUGCAUCCGAUGAUCGGUAUCUCAGAUAUGUAAAAGAUAGCUGUUAUGUAAAGGGAGAAGCGUUCUCUUGCGUCAAAUACAGAGCUCUGAAAAUAGCUAAGAAAACCUUCUUUGGUGAUAUGAAUAAUAAUGAAACUAUACAAGCCAGUGCAAUGAUCAGUUUGGUGCCAUUAGAUGAUGAAACUAUACAAAAUCUAACCCUCUCUGAUGAAGUCGAUUUACUCCAAAAUGAACCUAGGGGCUUCUUGUCGGAGUGGACUGAAAUUGCUAAGUACUUCAUGAGCUUGGUUAAGGAGUUCUUCAAGAUGAAAGCUUUGAGGGUCAAUUUGCCUGAGGGUUCGAGGACUAUUGAAGAACAGGAAGUUGAAGAAGAUGCCCGUGGUAAAAGGAAGAGGCUAGCGAUAAUGAUCCCAUUCCUGAACCUCCUCGCAACACUGAAGGUUAAAAUGCUGCUCAUCCCAAUACUCCUCGCUGUUAUGCUGAUCAAGAAAUUGCUGCUGAUUGCAGCAUUGUUGCUGCCCGGUUUGCUCAGUACGCUGAAGGCUUGUAAGCAACACCACCAUCCGAUGUCCCACUACUCAUACUUCGGGAGCGAUACCUCGGACUACAACUCCGACUACGCUAACAGCUACUCGUAUUCAUCAGGCGGAGGCUAUGGCAAGGACUGGCCUUCCAACCGCGCGUACUCCCUGUCAAAACACAGGCCUACGGCUGCGCCGGUGUAUAUCACUGCACCUGGUGCUGUCGCUUAA